This is a messenger RNA of Cyanistes caeruleus (blue tit), 3525 nucleotides long. It is a transcript of the gene PITX3, whose product is annotated as paired like homeodomain 3. The record is from RefSeq and is a predicted model, not a curated record. Gene Ontology annotation, molecular function: DNA-binding transcription factor activity, RNA polymerase II-specific; RNA polymerase II cis-regulatory region sequence-specific DNA binding. NCBI's taxonomy places the organism in Eukaryota, Metazoa, Chordata, Aves, Passeriformes, Paridae. Gene Ontology annotation, cellular component: nucleus. Gene Ontology annotation, biological process: anatomical structure morphogenesis; regulation of transcription by RNA polymerase II.
GAUUCCCCCCCGCGGCAGGGCCCUGCAGAGGCUGUUGCCUGAUGGCGGUUGCCGCAGCUCCCCCCUCCUCCCCGCUGGGAUUAGGCAGCUCGGGGCAGCAGUCCCUUGGCCGGAGCUCCCGGGGCUCCGCACCCCUUCCCCGCCUGGCCCUCCGGGUUACCAGUUGCAGAGGUCGGCUCCGCACGGGCGGCCGCAGAGGAACACGCUGCUUCAGGACGCCGGUGUCCCGUAGAGCCUGGAGGUGAGCCCCCGGCCGCUGCACCCGUCUGAUGCUUCGAGCUGGCAGUGCAGAAAUCAAAACUAAUCCAUCAUGUCCAUCCCGUUCUUUCACCUGGGAGGGAAACAGCCUCCCGACUGACGGGCCCACGAUCCAUCCACUUUCUAAGGGAGUCCAGUGCUGAAAGCAAAGAGAGGAAUUUGGCGUCCCCCAGACAAACUUGUGGGUCUUCUCGUGGCCUGGAAGGCAAGAUGCUAGGGGUGAAAUGGCUGUCUCCCAUCUGCAAUUUUGGAAGAUGCUAAAAGCAGCUGUUCAGGAAGGUGUCUUUCAGAGUUCCUGUCCCAUCUUCCAAAGACAGGGGAAGGACCACCUUUUUGGUGAUGGGAUCAGUGUCUCCCUGGCUCCUGGAACCGUGUCCAAGCCCCUCAGCCUGUUGGUGAGCUGAAGGGGAUGGGUGUUUGUGCAGGCUUUGAUGGUGCUUUGCUGUGAGGGACAAAAGGCUGCCUGCCGGCUCCUGAGAGACUGUCCGAUCAUGGUAGCUGCUUUCAGUUUUCACAAAUGUUGGCUGAAGAAGAGCAGAGUUUGAUUUUAAUUUUUUUUAAUAAUUUUUCAUUAGCAAAUUAGCACACCAUGCCUAGUACUCCUCAUAAGGAACCUCAGAGACAGACAUCUUCCUGUGCCAGCCUGGAGAGGGGUCUGAGCAAGGGCGGUGGUUUUCCUGCUGUUACUGUAGUUCCUGGGUUUACUGACCUGCAGCCCAGGUUCUGUCUGUUCAAGCCCACCUAUACUCCUGUCCAAGGCAUUGGUUUAAAACCCAGUAUUAAAAUUUGUCAGAGAAACUGUUGCAAGCCUCGAUUAAUAUCCAUUACAUUUCUAUAAGGGCUUAAUUCAGGCAAUUAAUAGAUUGGCAAAUUGUGACUGGAUUGCACAAGUAUUGGUUAGUGUUCCCUACUGAGAGCUGGCAAAAAAAAAAAGGUAUUUUCUCUCUGUCAGAUGCUACCGAAAACCUUGAGAUUGAGAGGUGAGGCUGACUUUGGAGACUGCCAAAAAGAAAAAGCCAGAAACCUGAUCUAGGAGACCGCUCCAAAAGGAAGAUGAGAUGAGCAGGGGACAUGAGAUUCCUCAUUCUCCACCACCAAUCCCUGCCCCAUGGAUUUCAACCUGCUGGCAGACGCAGAGGCUCGCAGCCCAGCCUUGUCUCUCUCGGACUCUGGAACUCCUCAACACGAGCACAGCUGCAAAGGGCAGGACCACAGCGACACUGAGAAGUCCCAGCAAAACCAGACGGACGACUCCAACCCUGAAGACGGCUCGCUCAAAAAGAAGCAGCGGAGGCAGAGGACACACUUCACCAGCCAGCAGCUCCAAGAGCUGGAAGCCACUUUCCAGAGAAACCGUUAUCCAGAUAUGAGCACCAGGGAGGAGAUUGCAGUCUGGACCAACUUAACAGAGGCACGAGUCCGGGUCUGGUUCAAAAACCGCAGAGCUAAGUGGAGGAAACGAGAGAGGAACCAACAGGCCGAAUUGUGCAAGAAUAGCUUUGGAGCCCAAUUCAAUGGACUGAUGCAGCCCUAUGAUGACAUGUAUUCCAGCUAUUCCUACAACAACUGGGCCACUAAGGGGCUUGCCAGCAGUCCACUCUCGGCCAAGAGCUUUCCAUUCUUCAACUCCAUGAACGUCAGUCCCCUCUCCUCCCAGCCCAUGUUUUCCCCACCCAGCUCCAUCACCUCAAUGACCAUGCCUUCAUCCAUGGUCCCUACUGCAGUGACCGGAGUACCGGCCCCUAGCCUCAACAACCUGGGAAACAUCAAUAAUCUGAACAGCCCAAGCCUCAACUCUGCUGUUUCAUCCAGUGCCUGUCCUUACGCCUCUACAGCCAGCCCCUACAUGUACAGGGACACGUGCAACUCCAGCCUGGCCAGCCUGCGGCUGAAGGCCAAGCAGCAUGCCAACUUCACCUACCCAGCGGUGCAGACAGCAGCUUCCAACCUGAGCCCUUGCCAGUACGCUGUGGACAGGCCCGUAUGAAGGGCUGCCCUCUGCCAACCAGGGACUUGACCUUAGCCUGACGAAAGGAGACCUUUAGCCCUACAACAGCGUACGUCCUGCAGAGAAUGAGAGUGAACUUGAGAGCGUAAGAGGGAGACAGGGAGAGAGAGAGAAAAGGAUGAGCAGGCAGACGAACCUUUAUGAAGAUUUGUCUAUUGUAUGGUGAAUUUUGACUGUCUUUCCCCUUCAAAACCCCUUCCCUUCUUGCCCACCAAACCUUCUCCUCCAUGGUAAAAUAAACUUAAAGAGUCUACUGGAAGCCCCAUGGGGAAAUAGGAGCCCCAACAUGUAGGGUGCCUGACCCAUGGGCAGCACAACCAAGUACGUUUCAAUCUGCGCCUCCAAGCCCCACAGGGGUGAGCCCCCCAAAUUCCUGGGACAGCACAGGCAGCCUCACACCAUCCCUGCAGGAAAUAGCCAGAGACAGGACAGCUUGAAGGGAGUUGCCAGUUGGUGCUUGGCUGAACCAUAUUCUCUGCACACGUGCAAGACUUCAAUGAAAGAUAUCUUGCCCAUUUAUUUAUCACACAGCCUGUAAGGAAGCCUUGUCUCAGUCAAUUAGCCUUUCUUUAUAAUGCAUAUAUACACAUGGCCCUUCAGACUUGAAACCUUUAGGAGCUGGGGGUUGUAAGAAUAUAAAAUAUGUGUGUGUAUAUAUAUAUAUCUUAUAUAUAUAUACAAAUACAUAUAGAGAUAUUAAAAUAUGCUUUCUUGUUUUGUAUGUGAAAUAAGCUACAAAGUAGACCUUAAAACCAAAAACCCUGUAAAGAAAGCACAUCCACCGAGGCAGUGUCCUGGCUGUCAUGCUUUACUGCUUCAGUCAUUUUGGUCAGACACACUGCUGCCAGCAUACAUCCCAAACAUCCCCAUCUGCAACAAUCAGCUCCUCCUUGCACAUCUCCUUCCCUUCCCCAAAUCCCAUUUCCAAAAAAAGAUAAUAAAAGUUGGCACAAACCCUUUAAGCUUCUGUAUGUGUGGUCAUUGAAAGCACAAAUCUGCAUCUGAAGAUUCUGAAAUCAAGCGCCAGUAGCCCAGGUAAAGGUAAGCAUCCUUAAAAGCAGCAGCAUGAGGCAAUCUGAGUUGGAACAGGAGCUGAAGUUGGAAGAGUAGUUCAUAAUCCUCACUUACAUAUCAAACACCUGGCUCCUCAGAACAACAGAAGUCCACACAAAGAGUAGGAAGGGGAAAACAAGCCCCCUCCCUGUUUCCUGUCUUCAUGCACCCGGUCCAGCAGGAAGGCUGAGCCUCUUCUGGCUCAG